This is a messenger RNA of Alnus glutinosa, 341 nucleotides long. RefSeq names its product late embryogenesis abundant protein 6-like. Lineage: Eukaryota; Viridiplantae; Streptophyta; Magnoliopsida; Fagales; Betulaceae. The record is from RefSeq and is a predicted model, not a curated record. The transcript has 2 exons. The coding region runs from base 1 to 300 and encodes 99 amino acids. Gene Ontology annotation, biological process: embryo development ending in seed dormancy.
AUGCAGGCUGUGAAGGAGAAGCUACAAGAUAUGAACGCCAUGCGCAAGGUCAAGGCUGAAGCCAAGGCCGAAGAGCAGGCGGAAAAAGACUUGGCAAAAACCAGGAUGGAUGUAGCUCAUGAGGUUAGACUGGCAAAAGAGGCUGAAGCCACGAUGGAGCUGCAUGUGGCCAGGGCUGGGCAGAAGAUAGAAAGGGAAGCAGCCAAGCAUGAGCCUAUGCACCCAAAUGCAACUCCCAAUAUCGUCGAUCCAGCCGACCAUUGUGUUUUGGCAGCAGAAAAUAACACAUCCCUCAAUUGAUAAAGAACAAGUUGCGUAACCAUUCAUUAAAAUUCAAAUAU